Exophiala spinifera is the source of this 1938-nucleotide messenger RNA. RefSeq lists its product as uncharacterized. Gene Ontology annotation, molecular function: L-glutamate N-acetyltransferase activity, acting on acetyl-CoA as donor; arginine binding. The coding region runs from base 1 to 1938 and encodes 645 amino acids. The record is from RefSeq and is a predicted model, not a curated record. Lineage: Eukaryota; Fungi; Ascomycota; Eurotiomycetes; Chaetothyriales; Herpotrichiellaceae. Gene Ontology annotation, cellular component: mitochondrial matrix. Gene Ontology annotation, biological process: L-arginine biosynthetic process. The transcript has a single exon.
AUGUCGAGGACACGUCCAAAUCCACUCCCUAGGCGGCUACGUUCGACUCGUUUUUACUCUGCACAGGCUUCUCCCAACUCCAACAAUUCUCCCCCUCCUCCUCCUCCUCCACUGGGCGAUGAGAUCGUAACUGAGCAUGACAAGAGCAAGAACUUGGCUAGGUGGGGAAACAGGCAACUCGCAAACAAGGAAUUCUUCACCAGCUUGCUGAGCUCGGCCGCAACCAAACGAGACGCGAAGGCCUAUAUCACCAGACUUCAGUCUCCAAGAAAGACUCUCGCCGGCCCCAAGAUCUCUCGACAGCCUGCUCCAGCAAAACGAGAUCCUGCAGUCAAUGUCGGCAAUCUUUUUGGGCGGAAUAGGGCUGUCGAAGAAAGCCCAGUGUUUAGUCAAUUUGAGGACGAUCUGUUGCAACCCCUCGAAGAGCAGGAAACUCUUCAUGUUGCUAUAAUCAAACUUAGUGGUGUCCGCUCUAUGGCCGAUGACAUCCUCUGGGGCAUUUCUCGGACGCUUGCGUCUCUGGCUCGAUUGAGCAUGGCUCCAUGUGUGGUCUUGGAAGAAUCAGGUGCCGGCGACGAGCAAGCGAGGCGAGAGGAGCUCGUUCGUUCGGCGGAUCGGCUUGUAAACGCCCUCGAUCAAGUCAGUGACGCGGGAGCCCGGAGGCUUGACCAUUUAUUCAGUUAUGGCCUGAAUGGUCGACCUGAAGUGUUCCUCCGGAAGCUUCUGACUCGUCCUCUCCGCCGAGGACGAAUACCAGUGGUUUUACCAACAGCAUACUCCGAAGUCCGACAACAAGUCGUGCCUAUCAGCGCCGAUGAGGCUCUGCUGGCCAUUACCGGAGAACUUGCGGGCCUCAACUUCACACCAGGAAUCGACGAUUCCCCUGAGGCGGCUUCACAGAAAGCAGAUGCCAUUCGUAAACAGAUAUCUGUGGACAGGAUAAUUGUCGUGGACGAGAGUGGUUCGAUACCAAGCACCAAAACCCCCGACCGAAAACAUGUUUUCAUCAACCUAUAUCAGGAAUAUUCGUCGCUUCAAGAAGAAUUAAGAAGCUCCACAGAUGGCGGCGUCUCAAAGAAACAUGCCUCGAAUCUCAAAAUUUUCAGGGACGCUCUCGGCUUGUUACCGCAUACGUCGUCAGGUUUACUUACGACUCCAUGGGAAGCAGCGAACACACCUCGAGCCGAUGAUAAUACUGCUUCCAAUGUGGGCACAAGACGACAGAAGAAUCCUCUAAUUCAUAACUUGCUGACCGAUAAACCGGCUUACUCGUCGUCAUUGCCCUCGGGGCGCCUGGCAAAUGACAACCAUACAGCAUCGUCAACCACCUCGACGUUCAUCAAGCGCGGAAUGCCCUUGAUAAUCUUGCCCAACCCAGCAGCUCAAGUCUGGACCGCUGCAAGUAAGCCUCGACUGAAAUUGACUGACCCAAGAAUCGAUCUUGAACGGCUUACAUACCUGAUCGAUGAUUCAUUCAAUCGCAAGCUUGACGUCGAAGCAUACCUCAAGCGAGUCAAUGAUCGAAUUGCCGGUGUCAUCAUUGCAGGAGACUAUGAAGGCGGCGCAAUCCUUACCUGGGAAACUCCGCCAGGUGCUUCCGACGACGACGCUUCACGAUUAGUGCCUUAUCUUGACAAGUUUGCCGUGCUCAAGAAGAGUCAGGGCGCAGGUGGAGUGGCCGAUAUCGUCUUCAAUGCUAUGGUAAGGACGUGUUUCCCCAAUGGUGUUUGCUGGAGGAGCCGCAAGGACAAUCCCGUCAACAAGUGGUACUUUGAGCGGUCUCGGGGAACUUGGAAAAUCCCGGAAACCAAUUGGACCAUGUUUUGGACGACUCCUGGCUUAAUGACCGGACAGAAGAGUCAGGCGUUCCUCGACUACGAGGCAGUCUGUCGCUCUGUCCAGCCUACUUGGGCCGAUGGGAAAAAAGUCGUAGAUUAA